AUGGCUCUGCCAUCAGACGCUUCUCGUCCAGCAGGAUUGCGACGGGAUGUGCACGACACUCGCACGCCCCUCUUGGCCCAUCGUGUGGCACAGCUCAACUCUUCUUUGCUGUCUGUGCGCGCCAAUGCAUCCUCCAUCUCUUCUGCCUCCUCAUCCUCUCGACAGCCCGUCUCGGCCACCUUUGGCACGCUCAGCACCGCCGACAUCGCCUUUUUUGACGCAGUCAUCACCCACCUGCAUGGCGGAGCGUCCGAUUUUGCCUCUCUAAAGAAGGCCUACAAUGCCGUCAGAGCUCUCCCACUGCCAAGCCCUUGCAAUGAGGAGAAGGACGCAUUCCUGUGGGACAAGACGCUUUGUCUGCUCCAAGUGAGAGGUCGCGAUUGGUCCAGUAGGUGGGAUGCUGUGCGCAUGGCGCUUGGACUGGAACCUCGCUCGACGGGCAGCGGUGAGGAUGCGACGCUGAGGUCAGAGGACGCAAGCGAGAGCAGCGAGGAAGACGUCACGACGGGAGGAAGUGCUGAUGAAUUGGAGCGCUGGAGACUUCAAGCUGCUCAUACCAACAUCCACAGAAAUCCUGGCCAUAGGCACGCAGCGCGACACCCAGACGCCCGGCAGCAGCAAAGCCAGCCAUCGAAGCUACAGUCUCUAGCUGCGCAGGCGCGAACGCUCUCUCGGCAAGCGGGACGAUCUCAGGAUGGCGAUGAUGGUCACAGACCGCACGGGCAGGAUAAGGGAGCUUAUGUAGACACUGCUAGCGAUUCUUCCACACUUGCGCCUUCAGCGACGUAUGCCAUGUCGGAACGCCAAAAGGCUAUCCCUGCUCAGCAAUCAGUGCCCCGUAAGCUUCGUCAAUAUUCCGGAACACCGCCAAAUUGCUCCGAGUCGGACUCCCCAGACCUGCAACGGCCCAUUCGUGCGAUGCACCCCAGCAAAGAAGGUCUCACUGGCGUCGAACCGUCGAACCGACCACGCGCCCAACCAUCGGACACCGAUCGAUCGGCUUCUCGUGGACCUCAGGAGAGGCGCGACACACCUGCGCGGACAUCAGCACAGAACGAAGUGCAAAGACGUUUCGCUGCGGUGAUCGCCCGGUCUCGCGAGGAGCGGGCAGCUCUUGCAGCAGCUGAAGCCGAGCGAGUAGCUUUGGCGGAGGAGCUAGCUCACGCGCCAGCAACACGGCUGGCUGAAGAGCAUGAUCGACGAAAGAUCCUGCGGCCUGCACUCGACUGGUGGAGGCAACGCUUUCAGCGAUUAGAGGCCAACGCAGGCCGCGUAGAUCGAGCUCAUGGUCAAAUCAUCUUGUCCAAGGCGCUGAGGUAUUGGGUCAAGCGUCGCCAGGCCAAAGAGCAGGCAUUGAACGCCGCAGGCGGCGUGGACAAGGUGAGAUGCCUUCUAGGCGCUUGGAGAGUAUGGAGGAAAACGUGUGCGCUUCGUAAGGAGCAUCGCAAGGAGGCCCGCGUUGCCGAGCUCAAAUCUGCCUGGGACGCAGUCACGUCGAAACGCGACCACAGGGCGAAAUGGAGAGCAUGGGAGGUGAGUCUUGCGGGUGUGCUUUGCAGCAGAAAGCAUCAUUCUAAUUGACGUGAUCACACGCAGGAGUGGCGCUCGCGCUUCCUGCAUCGCUUUGCUGGAAGACUGCGAGAGGAGCAUUUAGUCCGCGGAGCAUAUUCAAUGUGGAACCUCGCCCUAGCGCGAUCACGCCGCCUGAAGGCUGUCGAAAACGAGAUGUCCCAGACGAUGAUGCGCAAUCGGCUUGCAGACUCCUUGCACUCGUGGCAGAAGCGCUUGGCUUUGAGGCGAGCAGAGGCCGAAGCAUCGCAAAGGUUAGAUGACCGCUUGGUCCGGAGCGCAUUUGAGGCUUGGCGCAAACAGGGGUGAGUGGUCAUUGACAACGUCUGAGAGGUCGUCAGCGCUUCAAGAGUCUCACUUCUGCUUUAUCUCAUCUCACGACAGUGAAUUGAAUGUUUUGGCAACCAACUUCCUCGCGCUGCGAGUCAAAAGAGGCGCUUUCAAAGCUUGGCAAACAGCGACAAGCGAGCGCGCAGAUCAAAAGCGCAGAGAGUCGCUCGCCGAUCGCUGGCGAGUCAGACGGAAGAAGCGUCAGACCAUCAGCCGCUGGCAGAACAAGUAUCAAAAGCUUGCGGACAUGCAGGAUAUCGCCUCUAGUUUUCUUGUCAUACGAGAAGAGCGCCUGCAACAUCGCGUGUUGACGCAGUGGAUGCUGGAAGAGCGCCUUGUGCUUGUGCGCAGAGUCCGCAGUUCUAGGACAGUUGCUACCGCUUUCAAGGGUUGGAAGGACCGGAAGUCGCAUUUUGCGGCGUUGCUCGAACCGAAAGCAGAGCAGGUCCAGGCUCGCUCGCGGCGCGCAGCUACGAGGAACGUGUGGUCGAAAUGGCGGCGAAGGCAUAAUCUUCAUGAAGCUGAUGCUGCCGAGGCUGACGCGUUUUUCGCCAAGCGCCUAUUGUCCAAAAGCCUGGCACAGUGGAGCUCUUUGCUGGAAUCGAAGCGUCAGAUGCAGCGCAGAGCCGCUAA
This is a messenger RNA of Ceraceosorus bombacis, 2532 nucleotides long. Lineage: Eukaryota; Fungi; Basidiomycota; Exobasidiomycetes; Ceraceosorales; Ceraceosoraceae. The record is from the annotation of a GenBank genome assembly.